AUGCGGACGGGCCGUGCCUUUGAUGCCUCCAUUCCGGCUACGAGAUGCACAAGAGCGCCAGGCACAAUCGACGUCAUUUUUUUCGGUUCAGGGCACGUUGGACCUAAACUGUAUUCGGCAGGCGCCACCAAGUCAUCACCACCUCGAGUCACCGCAACAAAAUUUGUUUUGGCUCUACGACCUAAGUACAAUGUCUUCCUCUGCGAGUGCCCUACUUGCAAUCUCAAUCUAUCCUUUCAGCUUGCACCCGUCACAGAUUAUGUCUUCUAG
This is a messenger RNA of Podospora bellae-mahoneyi, 270 nucleotides long. RefSeq lists its product as uncharacterized. The record is from RefSeq and is a predicted model, not a curated record. The transcript has 3 exons. Bases 1 to 270 code for a protein of 89 amino acids. NCBI's taxonomy places the organism in Eukaryota, Fungi, Ascomycota, Sordariomycetes, Sordariales, Podosporaceae.